CAUUCAAGACCCGAAUCAGAACGAGAAAAUGAACGACUUGUUAACGAGUUUCUUCUUCAAGGAGAAACAGCAACAACUGCAACAACAGCAACAACAAAAGGAGCACGUGAUCGAAAUGGAAGAGGGUGGCAUGAACCUAUUGGACAAGUUCUUGGAAGAAGUGGAAUCGGUGAAGGAGGAGUUGAAGGAGCUGGAACACCUUCAUCUAAGUCUUCGUGCUUCCAACCAGCAUGGCAAGACCCUUCACAGCCCCAAAGCAGUUAAGGAUCUUCGUUCUCGCAUGGACCUUGACGUCGCUCUCUCUCUCACCAAAGCUAAGCUUGUCAAGGCUCGUUUGGAGGCUCUCGACCGGUCCAACCAAACCACCCGCUCCUUGCCCGAUUGUGGACCCGGUUCGUAUUCGGACCGGACCCGAACCGCUUUGGUUAGUGGGUUGAGGAAGAACUUGAAAGACUCGAUGGAGAGUUUCAACAACCUAAGGGAGCAGAUAUCUUACGAGUAUAGAGACACCGUACAACGUAGAUACUAUGCCGUUACUGGCGAGAAUCCUGAUGACAAAACCAUUGACCUUCUCAUCUCUACCGGUGAGAGUGAAACUUUCUUAAAGAAAGCUAUCCAACAGCAAGGAAAAGCCACCAUCAUGACCACCAUCCAAGAGAUUCAGGAGAGGCAUGGGACGGUCAAAGAGAUAGAGAGAAGCCUAAACGAGCUGCACCAAGUGUUCUUGGACAUGGCACUGCUGGUCCAAACGCAGGGUGAACAAUUGGAUGACAUAGAGAGCCACGUGGCACUAGCCAAUUCGUCGGUGAGUAAAGGGGUGCAGCAGUUGCAGGUUGUUAGGAAUCAACAGAAGAACACUCGUCAAUGGACCUGUUUUGCCAUACUUCUACUGAUUAUCAUAUUAGUUAUUGCUCUCCCUGUUGUUUUCAGAAACUGA
Molecule: messenger RNA, 937 nt
Organism: Abrus precatorius (Indian licorice)
Lineage: Eukaryota; Viridiplantae; Streptophyta; Magnoliopsida; Fabales; Fabaceae
Product: syntaxin-121-like
Exons: 2
Coding region: 29-937 (302 amino acids)
Biological process (GO): vesicle fusion; exocytosis; intracellular protein transport
Cellular component (GO): plasma membrane; endomembrane system; SNARE complex
Molecular function (GO): SNARE binding; SNAP receptor activity
Source: RefSeq, a predicted model, not a curated record